This is a messenger RNA of Cornus florida, 2178 nucleotides long. RefSeq lists its product as uncharacterized. Gene Ontology annotation, biological process: DNA integration. Gene Ontology annotation, molecular function: nucleic acid binding. Lineage: Eukaryota; Viridiplantae; Streptophyta; Magnoliopsida; Cornales; Cornaceae. The record is from RefSeq and is a predicted model, not a curated record. The transcript has 5 exons. The annotation marks the transcript as partial.
GCUUAUCGAUGGAUGCCUUUCGGAUUGUGCAAUGCUCCUGCCACUUUCCAAGGGUGUAUGAUGUCAAUUUUUUCGGACAUGGUGGAGAAGUAUUUAGAAGUCUUCAUGGAUGACUUCUCGGUUUUUGGGUCCUCAUUUGAUUCGUGUCUCCAAAAUCUCAAAAAAGUGCUUCAAAGAUGUCGUGAGACUAAUCUUGUGUUAAGUUGGGAAAAGAGCCAUUUCAUGGUUCAAGAAGGAAUCGUGCUCGGUUUUUAUCGCCGAUUCAUCAAAGACUUUAGCAAAAUUGCUAGACCCUUGUGUAACCUUCUUGCCAAGGAGACUCCAUUUGUCUUUGAUGAAGCAUGCCUAAAUGCUUUUCAUCAACUUCGCACUCUUCUAUCAUCCGCUCCUAUCAUGCAACCUCCAAAUUGGUCCUUACCAUUUGAGAUUAUGUGUGAUGCUUCCGACUUCGCAAUGGGUGCUGUUUUGGGGCAAAGGGUAGGUAAACUACCAUAUGCUAUAUACUAUGCGAGUAAGACUUUCUCAGGUGCCCAAUUGAACUAUUCUACCACCGAGAAAGAGUUACUUGCCGUAGUAUAUGCCCUUGAUAAAUUUCGGUCAUAUCUCUUAGGAUCCAAGGUAAUUGUGUUUUCCGAUCAUGCCGCUCUUAGGCAUCUUUUAAUGAAAAAGGAAACCAAACCUCGCUUGAUAAGAUGGAUUCUACUUCUUCAAGAAUUUGACUUUGAAAUCAAGGAUAAAAAGGGCUCCGACAAUGUCGUUGCCGAUCAUCUGUCUAGAUUAAUGGUUGAAUCUUCUCCAAAUCUUGAAAUUCAUGAAUCAUUUCCGGAUGAACAACUCUUUCAAAUCUCAAAUGGGACGUUGCCUUGGUUCGCCGACAUUGUUAACUAUCUUGCAACCAGCAAACUUCCCAUUAAUUACAUGAUGCCCUUAACUUCAAUCUUUGUAGUUGAAAUCUUCGAUGUAUGGGGCAUAGACUUUAUGGGACCAUUCCCAAUGUCUUAUGGCUUUCAAUAUAUCCUCGUUGCCGUUGAUUAUGUUUCAAAGUGGGUUGAGGCUUGUGCUACCAAAACGAAUGACCACUCCGUGGUAAUUGCAUUCGUUAAAUCAAAUAUCUUUGCUCGUUUUGGUAUGCCAAGGGCUAUGAUAAGUGAUGGAGGAAAACAUUUCUGUAAUCAAUUCUUGAAGCAACUUUUCUUGAAAUACUCCGUCACACAUAAAGUGGCCACUCCCUACCAUCCCCAAACAAGUGGGCAAGUCGAGGUGUCAAAUAGGGAAAUCAAGCAUAUUCUUGAGAAAACUGUCAAUCCAACCCGAAAAGAUUGGUCAAGAAAAUUGAACGAUGCUUUGUGGGCUUACCGGACAGCUUACAAGACUCCAAUAGGCAUGUCUCCAUAUAGACUUGUUUAUGGGAAGCCUUGUCAUCUUCCGGUUGAGCUAGAACACAAAGCACUUUGGGCAAUAAAAAGGCUCAACUUUGAUCUUGAUAAGGCUGGAAAGGACCGUUUACUCCAACUCAAUGAGCUAGAGGAAUUGAGAAAUGAUGCCUAUGAUAGUUCAAAAAUUUACAAGGUAAGGACAAAAGCAUUUCAUCGAUCAAGGCUGUUUCGGCCUUUAUUUUUCCGCCGUCAGAUCUGGGUCACGGCUAUUUCAUAUACCGACGAGACCCAGCAGCGGAUUCGCAGCUGGGUUCAUCUUUCCGGCGAUCUGUUUCGUCAUCCGAUGACGCGGUUGUUCGUUGCUUUCCUGCGUCGCAUCUGGGUUCGUCUUUCCGACGCCGUUUGCCGUUUUCUAGGUUCGUUAGCCGGUAAUUCCGGCUGGUGGGUUCGCGGCUCGUUAUUCUCCAGCGAGGUCGCGGCUGCAUCGGCAUCAUAUUCCAGCGAUCUCGGCUUCAUCGGCGUCCCUUUUCUCCCAGCGAUCGCGGCUGGUUUACGGCUGCAUCGGCGGCUUUUCUCCGGCGAUUUCGACUGGGUUUUCCUUCGGCCGCCGCGAGCUUGUGACUCGACGUUUUCCCCAGCGAUUCCGGCGGCUGGUUCAUCAAACGGCGUCGCGGCUGGGUUCGUCGUCGAUUACAGCUUCGCAGUUCUCCGUCGUCGCUGCUGGGUCUCGCCGGCGAUUCUUGGACUGGGUUUACCCAGUUCUGCCGGUUGUCUUCUCCGGCAAGCUUGUGAUGUUAAUUAA